AUGUUAGUGAUAGAUAAUGAAGAAAUAAGUGACUAUUUCGCCAGGCAGGACUUCAGCAUUUUAAGUAAUUCAAUCGAAAAUACGAACAACGAAGGUUUUGGAGUUGAAAAACCAGAAUCACCUUUACCCUCUGGAGCGGAAAUCAUAGUUAACCAAUUAAAAGAAAUAGCGCAGAAAGUAUUUGCAGAUGGCGAUGAAGAUCGAAAUUUAGUUAAAGACUUGACAUCAUUUGGUAUAGAAGAUACCAACGCCAGUUUUGAGGCUUCUCCUCCUGUGGUCAUCGAAGAAUUUGAAAACCUACACCUACAUCACCCU
This is a messenger RNA of Brenthis ino (lesser marbled fritillary), 315 nucleotides long. Lineage: Eukaryota; Metazoa; Arthropoda; Insecta; Lepidoptera; Nymphalidae. The record is from the annotation of a GenBank genome assembly.